Messenger RNA from Pogoniulus pusillus (Red-fronted tinkerbird), 1750 nucleotides. RefSeq names its product interferon gamma receptor 1 (gene IFNGR1). Gene Ontology annotation, biological process: cytokine-mediated signaling pathway. Gene Ontology annotation, molecular function: cytokine receptor activity; cytokine binding. Gene Ontology annotation, cellular component: plasma membrane. Lineage: Eukaryota; Metazoa; Chordata; Aves; Piciformes; Lybiidae. Bases 69 to 1229 code for a protein of 386 amino acids. The record is from RefSeq and is a predicted model, not a curated record. The transcript is spliced from 6 exons.
CUCCACCAGAGCAGAUUGUAAUAACAUCUGAAAACUUCAAAACUGUUGCACAUUGGCAGUACCCUCCUAUGUCUGAAACUCCUCAUUUUAUUGUGGAAAUCAAACCUUACAAUUCAGGUCACUAUAAGAACGUCUCAGGUUGUGUGGACAUUGCAGCUCGUGUUUGUGAUCUCACAAGGGAAAUAGGUGACGCUUUUGAGUCUCACUGGCUUCAAGUUAAAGCUGUUGUAGGGACACAACAGUCUGAGUAUGUUGAGACAAGUGAGUUUAUUUUGCAAAAGCAUGGAAAGAUAGGACCACCAAAACUGAAUCUGUCAAGGCACAAUGAUGAAAUCAUGGUUGAUAUUUACCAUCCUGCAUUCCCAUCCGAGAAGCUUCUUCCUUGGAUUGAAGAUGUUUAUCCAAGUCUCAUGUACUGGGUGACUUUAUGGGAUAGUAAAAAUCUGACUAAAGAAGAGUUCCCUGCAGACAGCUGUACGAAUUAUGCAUGCAGCCUUGAGAUCCCAAUUCCUGCUGAAGGUUCCACUUACUGUGUCUCAGCAAGAGCAAGCUUGUAUGACGAUCUGAUGAUUGGUGCCCCAUCAGAAGAAAGAUGCAUUCAUGUUCCUCGCAAGCAGACACUCAGCACACAAAGUAUCAUCGUUCUCUGUGUUGUUACUCCGACCCUGGGUCUGAUAUUGGCAGUAUAUUUUAUCUGCAGGAAGCUAAGGAAGAACAAAAUAAAGCUGCCUAAAUCUUUGGUCAGUGUGAUAAUAAACCUGAACACAGACAGCAUUCUAGAACCAAAAUCAGCACCAAAAUAUGUAUCUGUAAUAAGCUCCAUGCAGUCAGCACUGCCAGUGAAUGGUGAAGUAAACUUGCUGCAGGUAGAAGAAAAAGAAGAAACAGUUAGUCCUGAGAAUUCCAAUGAGGGAGCAUCCUCUGUUUCUCUCCCAGAGGCUUCAGCUGAAGCAGAAGAGGUAUCUGUGCAGGAAGAUGUGGAGAACAUACCUUUUGAUGAUGACCAGGAUCACAGAGUAAAACAGAGUUACUUUAUUCCUGACAGCAGCAAAACAGAUGCACAUGAUAGCUCUUCAGGUUCAGAGACUUCUACUGCAGAAAUACAACAAGCAGUCAUUCCAAGCAGCUGUCUGAAGUUUUCUGGCUAUGACAAGCCUCAUGUUCCAUUAAAUAUGCUAAUAGAUAUUGGUGAAGUACAGCCUGUGAUUGCUUACAGGCUGACUGACUGACCAGCAGAGCUGAAGUGUUCAACCAGGAUGCAGGAAGAACAGCAUUACUGAAGAUCAUGGAAACUCUGGGUUGUAUUGUCAGCAUUUCCAAGCUGUGCUUGUUCUGAUCCAACCCAAAGAACCAAUAUACAGCUGGCAUGGGGCUGAAAGUAGUGCCUGAGCACUGCAUAAAAAAUGGGAACACAUUUCAUUAAUACUGAACUUUUAGAAAUGGUAGUAUAUAUGACACAACUCACUGUUUCCUCCUUAAAAUGCCAUGCUGGCUUGUUUAACAGUACUCUGUGGAGAACAGACUUCGUGAAGGAGUGUAAAGCAGCAACUGAAUCAUGAUUAGCUUCUCCUUCAGAUCCAUUUCAGAACUAAUUCAAUGGACAUAAUGCUUGGGGAGUGCUUUACUUGUUUACAACAGAGAUAUGCCAGAAUGAUUUGAAAGUUUUGUCUUUAUUCCAGGUAUUCUUUUGCUUGUCUUUCUCUCUUUUGAAGAGUAUUCUGUAUUAAACAAAAUACUGUUUAAGUGAGAA